AUGGCGGAGGUGAAGGAUAUUGACAUCAAUGAGAAAGAGAAAGACCUCGAGUCUCCUCCUCAAUCGGAUAAUAGCGACACUGACUCCGAAGGCGAUAUCCUCCGUGCCGCUGGUAUCGACCUCACCCAGGAUGAUAACACUGACAAUGUUUUGACCCUUCGCAUGUGGGUGCUUGCCAUUGGCUUCUGCAUCGUUGCAAGUGGCCUCAACACCCUCUACACCCUACGACAGCCAUCUCUGACCGUUUCCGCAAAUGCCGUGCUUCUUUUGGCCUACCCUUUGGGAAAGCUGUGGGAGAAGACUGUGCCCGCCUGGGAUGUGCCCUUGCGGGCUUGGUCUUUCAGUCUCAACCCGGGACAUUUCAGUACCAAGGAACACACUUUGAUCUAUGUCAUGUCGAACCUGAGUAUCUACGUUCGUCUCGGCGCCGACGUCUUGGUGGAACAGGAGAAGUUCUACGGCUACAACGCCGGCUGGGGUUUCCAGAUUCUCAUCACUUUAUCCACCUUGCUAAUUGGUUUCUGCCUUGCUGGCCUAUUCCGAUCCAUAGUCGUCAUUCCCAGGGAGCUCAUUUGGCCUGGUGUGCUCGGUGUAACAGCUCUCACAACCACUUUGCAUAAUGUUUCUCGCGGCGAAACGAGCUUCAAUACCUGGAAAAUAUCCCGAUACGCCUUCUUUUCGAUUGUUUGUGCCGGAUCUUUCUGCUGGUACUGGUUCCCCGACUUUAUUUUUCCGGCACUGAGUUAUUUCAAUUUUCCUUGCUGGAUCACGCCACACAAUACCGUCGUGAAUCAGGUAUUCGGGAUGAGCUCCGGCAUGGGUCUCAUUCCUAUCACAUUUGACUGGAGCCAAAUCUCCUACGUAGGAUCUCCCCUGCUAGUUCCCUCGUGGGCAAUCCUUAAUGUUUUCGGAUCCCUCGUGUUUUGGAUCUGGAUCGUGGCUGUUGCUUGUUACUACACCAAUGUGUGGAACACAGGUUAUCUGCCGUUCCAAAGCUCCAAUGUCUUCGAUAACACCGGAGCCACCUACAAGGUAUCCAAGAUCGUGAAUGCUGCCUCGACUUAUAGGUUGGAUGUGGCCAAGUAUCUCGCAUAUUCGCCGGUCUACAUGCCGAUCACCUAUGCUCUGAACAUGUUUGGUCUGUCAUUUGCCACUCUCACUGCCCUCCUAGUCUGGGUCGCCCUGAACCAUCGCCAUGUCAUGGUGGAGGCAGCGAGACGAAUCCCCAGUGUUGUGAUGGAAUCACUUCCCGGGCGACCGAAAACCGUCAAUGACGAUGAAACAGGAGCACCAGAAGUUCCGAUGUGGUGGUACAUGAUUGCCUGCGUCGUUGCCCUCUUUAUGGCGAUCUUCGCAGUUGAAUACUGGAAUGUUGGGCUCAGGUGGUAUGGAGUUUUGCUGGCUCUAGCGAUCGCUCUGGUUUUCUUCCCUCCGCUUGCCCUUGUCUACGGGACGGCCAAUACCAAAAUCAACAUUGACAUUUUUUGUCGCAUCGUCGCUGGAUUCGUCUUUGAGGGCAGUGUUCUAGCAAAUAUCUGGUUCUUCGAUAUUGGCUAUAUCACGACCAUCAAGGGACUAUGGUUCGCACAGGACAUGAAGCUCGCCUAUUACUCCCACAUCCCUCAGCGUAAGCUCUUCCUUGUGCAGUGUGUGGGAAUGGUCAUCGGCACGCUGUCCUCUUUGGGUGUUCUGAACUGGGCUCUGCAUCACAUCGAGGGCGUCUGCACCAGUGCCGCCCCCAAUGGAUUCACUUGCCCAUUCUCCAAAACGCACUUCAACACUUCCCUGAUCUGGGGCGCAAUCGGGCCACGUCGCUAUUUCCGGAGUGAAAUCGGUUACUCUUCUCUGUUGUAUUUCUUCCUCAUCGGCGCCAUUCUCCCGAUCCCGGUGUACAUUCUAAGUCGCCGAUACCCCAACUCGAUGUGGAAACGGGUUCAUAUUCCACUGUUCCUCGGUGGUUUAAAUUUCCUGCCUCCGGCGACUGGAAUGAACUACGGCAGCUGGGCGAUCGUCGGCCUGACAUUUAGCUGGUUCAUUCGAAAGCGCCUCCAUGCCUGGUGGAGCAAGUACAACUUUGUUCUGAGCUCGGCAUUGGAUUCAUCCGUCAGUGUCGCUGGUGUGCUGAUCUUCCUGACUAUAUUUUUCACAGGGGCGAGCAAGCACUUCAAAUGGUGGGGAACCGAUGUGUACAUGGUAUGUAAAUAUUCCACCGCUACUCCUCGUACACUUGACGCGUUAUUCGUACGCGUUACGUGUCAUGCGUUCAUGGAUGUUGUCCAUUUCUACUAG
Messenger RNA from Penicillium waksmanii, 2289 nucleotides. RefSeq lists its product as uncharacterized. The record is from RefSeq and is a predicted model, not a curated record. Gene Ontology annotation, biological process: transmembrane transport. Gene Ontology annotation, molecular function: oligopeptide transmembrane transporter activity. The coding region runs from base 1 to 2289 and encodes 762 amino acids. The transcript has 9 exons. Lineage: Eukaryota; Fungi; Ascomycota; Eurotiomycetes; Eurotiales; Aspergillaceae.